This is a messenger RNA of Closterium sp. Naga37s-1, 1262 nucleotides long. The record is from the annotation of a GenBank genome assembly. Lineage: Eukaryota; Viridiplantae; Streptophyta; Zygnematophyceae; Desmidiales; Closteriaceae.
UUGGAGCCCUCCCCCUCCCCAUCAGCCCCUUCCUCUGGCACCACAUGACAUCCCCCCUUCCCCCCCUUCAGGCGUAUACAGUGGAGCUGGAGGCGGAGGUGGCGCAGCUGAAGGAGGAGAACGAACAGCUGCGCGCCCCCACCCCACCAGGCGCGUAUACAGUGGAGCUGGAGGCGGAGGUGGCGCAGCUGAAGGAGGAGAACGAACAGCUGCGCGCCCCCACCCCACCAGGCGCGUAUACAGUGGAGCUGGAGGCGGAGGUGGCUCAGCUGAAGGAAAAGAACGAGCAGCUGCGCGCCCAGCCCUUCCCCUCUCCUCUCCCCACCCCCUCAGGCGCGUACACAGUAGAGUUAGAGGCGGAGGUGGCACAGUUGAAGGAAGAAAACGAACAGCUGCGCUCCCAGCUGCUGCAGCUGCAGUCCCACACCCACGCGCACCCCAGCAUGCCAGCAGCCAUGCCUACUUCUCUAUCUGCAGCAGCACAAAUAGCAGUGCCAGCAACGGCAGCAGCAGCAGCAGCAGCAGCGGCGGCAGCAGGCACGCCACUCAGUCUCCUACCACCAGCAGCAGCCGGACCGUCCAAUCUCCCGGCAAACCCCCUCUCAACCGCUUCACAUCUGCACACAACAUCUCACCCUCACACUCCUUUGCCGGGUGCAGCAGCAGCAGCAGCAGCGGGUGGGAAGGGUGGUGCUGACAGCAAGGCACUGCAACGGUCCAGGGUGGUGCUGGCAGCGGGGCACUUCAACGGUCCAGUGUCUCAGUGGCACUUGCAUGGUCUUGCCCGACCCCGUCUCACCGCACACAAGGCUGGCAGAGCUGGCCUCCAUGUACCUCUCCCACCCCACCGCAGUCGCCUGCCCUUUCCCCCACACCGCACGCACCUGCCCCUUUCCCCACACCUUUCGCACCCGCCCUUCCCCCCACACCGCAUUCACCUGCAGAACUUCUUUGAUACUGAUAGAUUCCCCGACCCCGUCUCGCCGCACACAGCACUGCUGCUCCCCGCGGCCUCCAUCCCUGCGCCCUCCCUCGCCACCACUGGCAGCUGCUGUGCUUGCUUGCCCUCGCCACCACUGGCAGCCCUGCCUGCUGUGCUUCUAUCUCCGCGCAACGCUGCACCCACAGUUUGCCCCGUCUCGCCGCCUCCCCUCUCAGUUCCGCCUCUCUGCCACUUCCUUUCUCUGCAGAGCCUGCAGGCUUUCGCAGCAGCAGCGCCUGCGGGGGCGGAUUGGGUAGCCAGGAAGGGGGAGGAGGGGUAA